AAAGAAAACACUGAGAGUUGGAGAGAGCGAGAGAGAGGGGAAGGAGGAUGAAGAGGACGGCGAUGGACAACGCGAUUCGAUCAUCGGUGGUGGUUUUGGGAUCAUUGGCGUUCGGGUACAUGUCACUGGAGCUUGGAUACAAGCCUUUCCUUGAAAAGGCUGAGCAAUACGAACGAUUUGUUCAAUCUCAAACCUCUCAGCACCAACAACAACAAGAUGGACAAGAAGAAGGGAGAUGGGACAAUAACAAUAUCGAGGGAUGGGAGGAGAAAAAGUAGAUGACAGAACCUAUGAAUGUGCAAGCAAUGAAGAAACCUUGUUGCUUCUUUUGUUUUCUUGAUCUCAGAUCAUUCUGUAACCGUCAUUCACUCAGUCUUACCCCAAGUAUAGUACAAUUUCUCUAAUUUUUUUUAUGAUGCUUUUAAAAUUGAAGUACUUGUAAGAACAGCAACGGUACACAUCUCUGUUCUUUACGAUAAUGGCUUAAUCUGAAGCGAACCAUGAACAAUUGUGAAGUCAAACCACAGUUACAGGUUUUCUUUGUAAUCAUUAUUUUCGUUACCAAAUAAUUUUUUCCUUAUUUUUCUAUAUCCAUACAAUCACUUUCAGCUUCCACUAUGCACUGAAAUACAAAUAAUUUAUAUUAAAAAAAAUGCAGUUCUUGACUUGACUUGGCUGUAUCCUACUGUUUCCUUAUCAAUUUACGCCUCUUUACUCUUUUCCGAUGUUAUUUCUUCUUUCUAUCUGAAAGCUUAGUGAUCAUUUUCUUCGUGAUGUUAUCCAUGGCUUCUUCUUCAUCUUUGUCUCGCAGUUGGCUGUAUCACGUCUUCCUGAGCUUCCGUGGAGAAGACGUGCGCAAAGGCUUUCUUAGUCACGUUCUGAAAGAGCUCAAAAGCAAGGGAAUCAUACCUUUCGUUGAUAACGAGAUCAAGCGAGGUGAAUCUGUCGGUCCAGUGCUUGUACUAGCGAUCAGACAAUCAAGGGUUGCCAUUGUCUUGCUCUCCCGUAACUACGCUUCUUCAAGCUGGUGUCUGGAUGAGUUGGUGGAGAUCAUGAAGUGCAGGGAAGAGUAUCAACAAACUGUGAUGACCAUCUUCUACGAAGUGGAUCCAUCAGAUGCUAGGAAGCAGACCGGAGAUUCCGGAAAAGCCUUUCAUGAAACAUGUGUGGGAAAAGAAGAAAAGAUGAAGGCAUGGAGGCAAGCUUUGAGUGAUGUCGCGGGUAUAGCUGGUUAUCACUCUAGCAACUGGUUCGUUCACCUUUACUUCCACUUGUGUAGCUACUUAUCAUGAUGUCUGUUUUAAUGAGUGGCCUCUGUUUUUGUUAGUGACAAUGAAGCUGACU
Brassica rapa (field mustard) is the source of this 1344-nucleotide messenger RNA. Its product is annotated as disease resistance-like protein DSC2. Lineage: Eukaryota; Viridiplantae; Streptophyta; Magnoliopsida; Brassicales; Brassicaceae. The record is from RefSeq and is a predicted model, not a curated record. Gene Ontology annotation, biological process: signal transduction.